CCUUGGAAAUCCUGCUGCGGAUUUUCGGGCUGUUGGUGGAGGCGAAUGGGCCCAUGCCCUUCCUCGGCAGGGCUGCACGCGUGUGCCGCCGCUGGCACGAGGCCGCCUCCCAGCCCGCGCUCUGGCACACCCUGACUCUGUCACCCCCGCUGGCGGGCCGCCCUGCCAAAGGCGGAGCCAAGGCUGAGAAGAAGCUCCUUGCUUCCCUUGAGUGGCUUAUCCCUAAUCGGUUCUCACAGCUCCAGAGGCUGACUCUCAUCCACUGGAAGUCCCAGUUACACCCUGUGUUGAAGCUGGUUAGUGAGUCCUGUCCUCGGCUUACCUUCCUCAAGCUCUCGGAUUGCCACGGUGUGACCCCCAACACUUUGAUCAUGCUAGCCAAAGCCUGCCCCCAGCUCCACAGCCUGGACGUACAACAUUCCAUGGUGGAGUCCACGGCUGUGGUGAGCUUCUUGGAGGAGGCAGGGCCCCGAAUGCGGAAGCUGUGGCUGACCUACAGCUCCCAGACAACAGCCAUCUUGGGUGCACUGCUGGGCAGCUGCUGCCCACAGCUUCAGGUCCUGGAGGUGAGCACUGGCAUCAACCACAACAUCACUCCCCUCCAACUUCCUGUAGAGGCUCUGCAGAAAGGCUGCCCCCAGCUGCAGGUGCUGCGGCUUCUGAACCUGAUGUGGCUGCCCAGGCCUUCGGGGCGAGCAGCGACUCCUGGCCCAGGCUUCCCCAGCCUGGAGGAGCUCUGCCUUGCCAGCUCCACCUGCAACUUCGUGAGCAAUGAGGUCCUGGACCGCCUGCUCCACGGCUCCCCUAACCUGCGCUUGUUGGACCUUCGCGGCUGUGCCCGAAUCACACCUGCUGGCCUGCAUGAUCUGCCGUGUCAGGAGCUGGAGCAGCUUCACUUGGGCCUGUAUGGCAUGUCAGACCGGCUGACUCUAGCCAAGGAGGGCAGCCCUCUGUUGACCCAGAAGUGGUGCCACACACUGCGGGAACUGGACUUAAGUGGCCAGGGCUUCAGCGAGAAGGACCUGGAGCAGGCCUUAGCCGCCUUCUCAGGCACCCCUGAGGGCUCACACCCAGCCCUGUGCUCCCUCAACCUCAGGGGCACCCAGGUCACACCAAGCACAGUCAGCUCUGUGAUCAGCAGUUGCCCGGGUCUGCUGUACCUCAACCUGGAGUCCUGCCGCUGCCUGCCCCGGGGCCUGAAGCGGGCCUACAGGGGCCCAGGGGAAGUCCAGUGGUGCCUGGAGCAGCUGCUAACCAGCCUCGCCUCUGUCAGCUAGGCAGCUCCAGACUCCUCGGCCGGCCAGUCCUGGCCUGCACCCUUUCCCAGUUUUGAAUGUUUGAGCGUUAUAAUAAAACAUUUUUAGGAA
Molecule: messenger RNA, 1367 nt
Organism: Vicugna pacos (alpaca)
Lineage: Eukaryota; Metazoa; Chordata; Mammalia; Artiodactyla; Camelidae
Gene: FBXL6
Product: F-box and leucine rich repeat protein 6
Biological process (GO): SCF-dependent proteasomal ubiquitin-dependent protein catabolic process
Cellular component (GO): SCF ubiquitin ligase complex
Molecular function (GO): protein binding
Source: RefSeq, a predicted model, not a curated record